AUGACAGUAGAGGCGUUGGUGCUCAAUGAGAAAACAGGAUCAUACGUAAGAGCACUGCUAUUCCCCGAUACUGGAGCUCAAGUGACCUUGGUAGAAGAACACGUGGCGGACUCUCCAGCACUUCCGGUCCUCCAUUCUGAACAGUGUACCUUAUCCGGUAUUGGAGGAACGGUGGACACCUUUGUCUUCCAUAAUGUUAGAAUAAAAAUCCUGAGCGUUCACGGCAAAAAACUGCAGAUCCCCUUACGGAAAAAGCCGGUACUAGUCAACGAAUUUCCAUCAGUACUCCUCACUGAGAAAGACAUCCUUUUCAUGGAGAAAAAUGACACCACUUCCAAACAGUCGAGUGCUGUGAGGAGGAAUGCAGAGACCUCAGAUACUCAUCGGAAUCGAUUUAUUCAGUUCUCUCGUCUUGAACGUGUCCCACCUAUUGUCAUGCCAUCAGGUCUCGUGUAG
Messenger RNA from Haemonchus placei, 456 nucleotides. The record is from the annotation of a GenBank genome assembly. Lineage: Eukaryota; Metazoa; Nematoda; Chromadorea; Rhabditida; Trichostrongylidae.